Molecule: messenger RNA, 2846 nt
Organism: Cylas formicarius (sweet potato weevil)
Lineage: Eukaryota; Metazoa; Arthropoda; Insecta; Coleoptera; Brentidae
Product: neo-calmodulin-like
Exons: 8
Coding region: 208-1044 (278 amino acids)
Cellular component (GO): myosin II complex
Molecular function (GO): calcium ion binding
Source: RefSeq, a predicted model, not a curated record
GGGUUCGUUUCUAUCCCAGACCGGAGUUCAUAAUAUAACAGUGACGAGCACGUGCUUGCGAGUAUGGCCACUUCGUAGAAUGCUCAAAGGUUUGAGAAAGUAGAGCCGCACGGCAAUCAUUUUGGGAAUCCUGAUGGCGGUGGGAAUAAAAUGAGUCAAAACAUUGAGUGAGACAAAACUUGGAGUGCUUCUCAGGACUAUAGCAAGAUGGCGUUCGCUGCAGCUCGGAUGAUAUUGAAAGACAAGAGGAGAAAAUCUUCUAAAGAGGAAUAUAUUCCCAGGACAAGGAGCAAGGCGCGCAGUGGAAGCGCGAGUAGCUAUAGAAGUCUAAGCCAGGCCCGUAACAAACCCGCUGAUGGUAGCGGCCACGUCGGCCAAAAACAUCAAACGGGACCGCGAACCCCCACUCACGGCCCCAAGGGCGCAGGUCCAAAAACCCCAUGCAAGACCAAAAAUCAAGCAGCGGCUCAACAAAAGGGCCAGCCCAUAAAACAGGCUCCUGCGAAGAUUGAGGCGGCGGCGGCGAUCAAGAAAACGAAGAAACCGAAGAAGAAGAAUCACCAACACGACUUGAUCGUCACUAUUAACUUGAGUGAAUAUGGCCUUUCCGAAGACCAAGUCGCUGAAUUUAAAGAGGCAUUCAUGCUUUUCGACAAAGACGAAGACGGGACAAUAACAAUGGCCGAACUCGGCGUUGUCAUGAGGUCAUUAGGUCAGAGGCCUACAGAAACGGAACUAAGAGAUAUGGUCAACGAAGUCGAUCAGGAUGGAAACGGGACAAUAGAAUUUAACGAGUUUCUGCAGAUGAUGUCCAGGAAGAUGAAAGAAGCGGACGGCGAAGAAGAAUUGAAAGAAGCAUUUAGGGUAUUCGAUAAGAACAAUGACGGUUUGAUAUCCAACAUAGAACUGCGACAUGUGAUGACAAGUUUGGGCGAGAGGCUGUCGGAGGAAGAGGUUGAAGAUAUGAUCAAAGAGGCUGACUUGGAUGGAGAUGGUCAAGUGAACUACGAAGAAUUUGUGACUAUACUCGCUUCCAAAAACUAGUAAGAGACUGCGCGAAAUGGUCCAAACAUAUUUUUGAAGAAAAAUAAAUUACCGACUGUUUCCUACAAUGAACAGAUCAUGGCUAUAUUAUUAUGAUAUCUCGAUAGAUUUAAGACAGUGCGAAAGGGUGAAAAUAGAGUGGAGCAAAAGUGUUACAGUUGGAAUUGGAAUGCGAUUACAAUUUACCAGAAUCCGGAUAUAUUAAGCUAUAGUUGUUCUGGAAAGUAUAGCUUAUAGAUUUUAUUUAGUCCGGGCAUCACAAAUGAUGUCGAAAAACUGCAGCAGUCUGCUUUCAUCUUUUCUCAUCGAAUAAUAUUAAAGACGUUUCUUAUCUAUUUCUAAAAAGCACUGCUUGAAUUCUUUAUGUAUCUUAUAUCAGUGUAUAUGUAGACGAAAUGGGAAAGAAAACAGGGUCAUGAUAUCUAUAAAAAAAUGUGAUGACACUUAUAUGUAAGCGAUCCACGCACGUAAAAAAAAUAAUCUAAUUAAAUUCAUCAAUAAUAAAUUGUUAUCAGUACAACGGAUUGUUAAUCUUCUUUCAAAUAUAUAAUACUUUUUUAUUCAAAUUUGUGAUUUAAAUUUUUUAUCUCUUCCAUUAACCACAGCAUUUUGAAUUUCCAAACCUACAAUUAUUUAAUUGUUAUAAUAUGUAAUAAGACAGGUUAAGAAUUGAACAAAUAAUAUUUAACACUAAAACAUGAAGUUUUGUAAUAAUGUAAUAAUAAUAAUAAUAUAUAAUAAUCAUCAGAAGAUAACUUUACGUGCGUGAAAUGCGUCCAAGAUAAAUGUUUUAUAUCGUAAAUGUAAAAACAAAUUUAAUAGCAAUUUUGUAAAUGUAGUAGUUUAAUAUAUUAUUAUAAUACUGUAUAUUAAUAAUAUCUAUUAAAAUGUAAUUUGGUAAUAUUCUGAAAUCUAUGUGUUCUUCGAGCUUAGUUUACUAUCAAUUGUUCAGUGAACAGCACAAUAAGCACUUAUUAAAACUUUAGUUGCAAAGCGAGAUUAUGACCACUUUUCCAUGUAACCAAUUUUAAUUCGUUGAUGUAAAUUUUUGUAGUUUUGUAUCCAUUUUGAAUAGCAUAAACGGCUUGGAUUUCAGUAACAUAACAUAUUAUGUGGAUGCAAGAAAGUUUAUGAAAUAUGAAAAAUCCACGUUGUUUGAAAACUUGAUGAAGAAACAGUUAUUAAACUUUUAUACAUAAUAGAGUGGGCCCAAAGUUAUACCGUUUUCAUGACAUAGUUUUGAAGGUUGCAAAUAGUGUUCGUAAAAGUUUGGGCCACUAUAUCAAGAGUUAAAUAAAAUUAAAGUAUCUUUCUCAUCCUUUAGGGUUAGAGCUUCCUAUUGUCUUCUAAUUUUUUUAUUUCACUCACUUCGACUCAUUUCUGCUUUGCAAAAUUUCAAAGUAAAAGUAGAAUGUAGUGUUUUCCAACUGCAGUGGCCUACAUUUAAUUCCUUUAAACGGUAACCCCAUUUCAGACUUCAGACACGAAAUCACGUUUUCGAAAAAGUUGCGUAUUAUCGUAAAUUCUUUGUAGUGCGUGUACGUUUAAGCAAAAUAAAAUGACAUAAAAAAUGGCAGAUGUUUAGAAAAAUAGUAAUCGAUGUGAAAUGUUAAGCACAAAAGGGAAACGACAAUAUUUGUAUUUUACAUCAAUUAUAGGUUAAAGGGAUUUGACUUUAUUUAGAUUAACUUAAUUGUUAAGGAAUUUAUUGUAUUUUUGUUGGCAACAUUACAAUUUUACUGUACAUAUUGUUAUUAUUUCAAAAUAGCGUAAUCCAAAUUAUAGGUUUAAUAAACGAUUAU